Messenger RNA from Colletotrichum higginsianum IMI 349063, 1458 nucleotides. RefSeq names its product SET domain-containing protein. The transcript has 4 exons. The coding region runs from base 1 to 1458 and encodes 485 amino acids. Gene Ontology annotation, molecular function: protein binding; protein-lysine N-methyltransferase activity. The record is from RefSeq and is a predicted model, not a curated record. NCBI's taxonomy places the organism in Eukaryota, Fungi, Ascomycota, Sordariomycetes, Glomerellales, Glomerellaceae. Gene Ontology annotation, biological process: peptidyl-lysine monomethylation. Gene Ontology annotation, cellular component: nucleus.
AUGGCCGCUUCCCAGCUCUCCCUUGAGACGCUAUUCACUUGGGCCAUGUUCAACAACGUAGACCUCGUCGACGUCGAAGCGCGCGAGAUACCCAGCUGCGGCCUCGGAUUGAUAUCCAACAAGGAUCUCAGCCGCGAUGAGGAGACAUUGGAAACAUCUACUCUGCUGAGGAUCCCUCAUGAGUUAGUCUUGUCUGCCGAGGCCGUCGAGAACUACGCCAAGGUCGACAAGAACUUUCGCCAAUUGCUCGACGCCGCCGGGCACAAGUCGACCCGGCAUGACAUCUGCCUUUAUCUCCUCACGCAAAAGGUUCUUUCGGAGCGGCUAAAGACGUCUUUGCAGGGUGGCGUGUCGACGCCCUGGACCGAGUACGUCAAGUAUCUGCCUCCACGGGUGCCUGUCCCAACCCUUUGGACAGAGCAGGAACGCGACAUGUUGCAAGGCACAUCCCUCGAAUCGGCGACGGCCGCCAAGAUCGUUGCCUUGACUGACGAGUUCGACGAGCUCCGCGAGACAUCCUCCACGUUAACUUUCUGGAACGAACUGUUUUGGGAAAGCGAAAAGAUCUCUCUGAUUGACUGGGUUCGGGUCGACGCAUGGUUUCGCUCCCGAUGCCUGGAGCUUCCCAAGUCGGGCGAGGCCAUGGUCCCGGUACUGGACUUGGCAAACCACUCGUCCGAGGCCAAUGCGUACUACGAAGAAAACGGCAAGGACGAGGUGGUUCUGCUCUUGCGACCCGGAUGCAGGGUCUCGUCUGGGGAAGAGAUGACAAUCUCGUACGGUGAUGCAAAAUCCGGGGCAGAGAUGCUGUUCAGCUACGGGUUCAUAGACCCCGUGUCAGCCGCUGACCGCAUGACGCUGCCCUUAAUGCCUCUCGAAGAUGACCCCCUCGGCAAGGCGAAGCUGCACAUCUUCAAAGGGCCCCCAACUGUGGAGUUCGUCCGGACGAAUGGGUCCUUCAGCUGGGAGAGCCCUUUUGCCUAUAUCAUGUGUCUCAACGAAGAAGACGGCCUUUUGUUUCGCGUCCUGCAGGACACUGAUGGUUCACGUGAGCUAAGGCUAUUCUGGCAAGAGGAAGAUGUGACAGCGAUGACAACCUCCUUCGACCAACACAUCAACGGCCACCCGCUUGCUCAGAUUUUCCGUCUUCGAGUGGUUACCAUCUUGCAGGAUCUGGCAGUCGCUCAGCUGGAGCGAUUGAAUAUUGCCGCUCCCCUGGAACAUCUGGAUGAGUCUAGCAACGAAGGAGGUCUCGUUAACAAGGCGUGCAUCAGCGCAGCUAGUACGCUGAGGGGGCAAGAGACCGUCUUACUGGAAACCGCCGUGGAGGCUUUGGAAGAGCAGAAAAUACAACUUCUUGCAGAUGAAAACGUGGUGGCUUAUCUCGGAUCGAUGGAAGAUACCCAAAACGAUCUAGCCGAAGAAGCGUCGUCCAAUGAUGAGGAGGACUUCAGUUAA